GUGCUCCGCGCGGAGCCCGCGCUCCUGCCCUGCUCGCGCUCUCUCGCUCGAGCUCCCCGGGGUCUCCUCAGCGCAGCGGCGGCGGCGGCGGCAGCAGCAGCGGCGGCGGCGCGGGGGGCGGCGGCGGCGGCCGGGCGUAGGCGGCUCCGACCAUGUCGGGCGAGGAGGAGGCGGCCGAGCUCACCAUCGCCGAGGACCUGGUGGUGACCAAGUACAAGAUGGGGGGGGACAUCGCCAACCGGGUCCUGCGUGCGGUGGUUGAAGCGGCGAACUCCGGAGCAUCGGUCCUCUGCCUGUGCGAGAAGGGAGACGCCAUGAUCAUGGAAGAGACGGGCAAGAUUUUCAAGAAGGAAAAAGAAAUGAAAAAAGGUAUUGCCUUCCCAACGAGUAUAUCAGUAAAUAACUGCGUCUGUCACUUCUCUCCCCUGAAGAGUGACCAAGACUACAUCCUCAAAGACGGAGACUUGGUUAAAAUUGACUUGGGAGUCCAUGUCGAUGGCUUCAUAGCGAAUGUAGCACACAGUUUUGUCAUAGACGCCUCAAAGGAAAACCCUGUGUCAGGCCGUAAAGCUGAUGUCAUCAAGGCAGCUCAUCUCUGCGCCGAAGCCGCGCUGCGCUUGGUAAAGCCUGGAAACCAGAACACACAAGUGACAGACGCGUGGAACAAAAUAGCCCACUCGUUUCACUGCACGCCGAUUGAAGGGAUGCUGUCACACCAGCUGAAACAGCACGUGAUCGAUGGAGAGAAAACAAUCAUCCAGAACCCUACAGACCAGCAAAAGAAGGACCACGAAAAAGCAGAAUUUGAGGUCCAUGAAGUUUACGCUGUUGAUGUUCUCGUCAGCAGUGGAGAAGGAAAGGCGAAGGAUGCUGGACAGAGAACUACAAUUUAUAAAAGAGACCCCUCCAAACAGUACGGCUUGAAGAUGAAAACCUCCCGUGCCUUUUUCAGUGAGGUGGAGAGGCGCUUUGAUACUAUGCCAUUUACUCUCAGGGCAUUUGAGGAUGAGAAGAAGGCCAGGAUGGGGGUGGUGGAAUGCGCCAAACACGAGCUGCUCCAGCCCUUCAAUGUCCUCUACGAGAAGGAAGGAGAGUUUGUUGCACAGUUCAAAUUCACAGUGCUUUUAAUGCCCAAUGGCCCGAUGAGGAUAACCAGUGGCCCCUUCGAACCAGAACUCUACAAGUCGGAGUUUGAGGUGCAAGAUGGAGAACUGAAGGCCCUUCUACAAAGUUCCGCAAGCCGGAAGACCCAGAAAAAGAAGAAAAAGAAGGCCUCCAAGAACGCAGAGAACGCCACCACGGGAGAGACAGUGGAAGAGAAUGAGGCUGGCGACUGAGCAGCUCCUGCUCCCUCUGCGUAGCACCCAAUUCACACACACCCCUUUUUUUUUUUUUUUUUCCCCCCCCUAAAAAGAAAAACCCCAAACAAAAACCAGAAGUAAAAUAAUAAUCUAGCACUGUUUGUCUCUUACGACCAAACAACAAACAGUCUGGGCUUCCCGCUGACUACAACCAGCUCCUAUUGACUUUGCCAAUGAGGGAGGAUUCUCUCAGCCACAUCAGACUACUUAAAAAAGAAAGCGGAAAAAAUAAAAUCAGGAGUAAAAGCUAGUCUAUAUCCACUCUUUCUACCCUUUUAUACUACCCCUACUUGUCAGAGGUGAACAACGAAGCUGAUUCCAGUGAGAGAGGGAGUGUAGAGAGCUGCCUGCUUUCCUCUUGUCCCCUUUUUUUUUUUUUUUAAUUUCUCCCUUUUACAGAUUUUCUUGGGAAAAAAAAAACAACAACAAAACCGAACAAACAGCUGAUUACACCUGAGAAAAAGUGCCCUGUGUUUAGUGAUACGGUAUGCUGGGAUGGUGAUCUGCUGUGCUGUCCCAGCUCCUCCCGGCCGUGGAGGCUUUCCUCUCCAUUACCUUGGGGCAGAGGAUUUCUCACGUUUAGCCUCUGGAUUGUACGCUUAUAAUUGGGAAAAAUAUAAAAUUUUAUGUCCCCUGUGAAACUGUAGACUGUUCUGUCUACUGUGUUCUGUUUCUGCCUUGAUUUACCUAUAAACACUCUAUUUUUUAAUACACUGCUGUGGCGAGCUCAUUUUUAAAAAGGAAAAAAUAGACUGUCCGGCUUGCUCGGCAGCAGCUGACGGAGGGGCAGGAGGCAGCGAGCUGCCCGGCAGCACUUUUUAUUUCCUGGGGGGCUGUGUGUGUGUGUGUGUGUGUGUGUUACUCCCUGGGGCUGGUCUCUGCGGCCGUGUUCCACUUUUUGGGGUGCGUUGGGGUCUUGU
This is a messenger RNA of Grus americana (Whooping crane), 2281 nucleotides long. It is a transcript of the gene PA2G4, whose product is annotated as proliferation-associated 2G4. NCBI's taxonomy places the organism in Eukaryota, Metazoa, Chordata, Aves, Gruiformes, Gruidae. Bases 153 to 1337 code for a protein of 394 amino acids. The record is from RefSeq and is a predicted model, not a curated record. The transcript has 13 exons.